AUGAACAACAUUUUACAUAAAACCAAGAUUAUGCGUCAAUGGUCAUAUAGAUACAUUAGCGGUAACAGUGUUAUUUAUCAUCCUCCUAGUUUGAAAAAUAUACCGACUAAAUGGAACCAGUUAUCUAUCCCACUGAAAGAAGAAAUCCAAGAAUAUCUAGAUUGGCAAAUGACCGGUGAUUGGAGAGACAUGAGUGCUAAUGAGAAACAGAGUAUAUACUACAUAAGCUAUGGUUCAUGGGGCCCCCGUGGUAACCAAAUUCUAAAUAUAAAAAGGAUAUUUACUAAUUUCGGUAAUAAUAAUAACGGCACGCAAGUAAAUAUAUCAUAUCUGGUUAUUAGAGGGUUAUUUAAUUUAGCACUUUUUUCUGCUGUUGGUGUCUCCAUACUAAAUCUUAAAAAAGAUAAACAAUUAAAGGAUAAGGAACAAAUUGUAAUAUAA
Messenger RNA from Arxiozyma heterogenica, 441 nucleotides. It is a transcript of the gene MTC3, whose product is annotated as Mtc3p. Lineage: Eukaryota; Fungi; Ascomycota; Saccharomycetes; Saccharomycetales; Saccharomycetaceae. The record is from RefSeq and is a predicted model, not a curated record. The transcript has a single exon. The coding region runs from base 1 to 441 and encodes 146 amino acids. Gene Ontology annotation, biological process: mitochondrial electron transport, cytochrome c to oxygen.